UCUCAGCCGCCCGCCAUGACGACCGCGUCCCCCUCGCAGGUGCGCCAGAACUACCACCAGGACUCGGAGGCCGCCAUCAACCGCCAGAUCAACCUGGAGCUCUAUGCCUUCUACGUCUACCUGUCCAUGUCAUACUAUUUUGACCGCGAUGAUGUGGCUUUGAAGAACUUUGCCAAAUACUUUCGUCACCAAUCUCGUGAAGAAAGGGAACAUGCUGAGAAACUGAUGAAGCUGCGGAACCAGCGGGGUGGCCGAAUCUUCCUUCAGGAUAUCAAGAAACCAGACCGUGACGACUGGGAGAAUGGGCUGAACGCAAUGGAAUGUGCGCUACACUUGGAAAAAAAUGUGAAUCAGGCACUACUGGAACUGCACAAACUGGCCACUGACAAAAAUGACCCCCAUUUGUGUGACUUCAUCGAGACUCAUUACCUGAAUGAGCAGGUGAAAUCCAUCAAAGAAUUGGGUGACCACGUAACCAACUUGCGCAAGAUGGGGGACCCCGGAUCUGGCAUGGCAGAGUAUCUCUUUGACAAGCACACCCUGGGAAGCAGUGAUAGCGAGAGCUAAGCCUUAGGCUGGCUUCCCGUAGCCACAGGGGUGACUUCCCUGGUCACCAAGGCACUGCAUGCAUGUUUGGGUUACCUUUACCUUUUCUAUAAGUUGUACCAAAACAUCUACAAGUUCUUUCCUUAGUACCAUUCCUUCAAAUAAAGUAAUUUGG
Molecule: messenger RNA, 721 nt
Organism: Hippopotamus amphibius kiboko
Lineage: Eukaryota; Metazoa; Chordata; Mammalia; Artiodactyla; Hippopotamidae
Product: ferritin heavy chain-like
Exons: 1
Coding region: 16-567 (183 amino acids)
Biological process (GO): intracellular iron ion homeostasis; iron ion transport
Cellular component (GO): cytoplasm
Molecular function (GO): ferrous iron binding; ferric iron binding
Source: RefSeq, a predicted model, not a curated record